AUGCACAGGACGUUCCAGAGGGACUUGUAUCUACUGAGGUUGAACACACUAAGGGAGUAUGCCAAGUCCCUAAACAACAGCAUGAAUCCCAUCUCAUCUGAUCCCACCGAGCCUCUUAAACACAAUGCUAAGGUACAAGGAAUCGGUCCUACCUUCAAACUAAGGGUCAAUCUACAGAACAGGUCCCUCAGUCAGCCCUCCACCAGUUUACUGAUUACGUUCUUAUACGACGAGAAACUGUACUCCUUCAAAAAAUCCUUCAUUGGGGUUCAUAUGCUGGUUCCCGGCCUGAAUUAUGCCUUUGAGACGUUUGUUGAAUGUUUGAGUGACAAAGGAGUCUCAGACAAUAUCAAGGUGUUUGUUCUAAAGGACGGGAAGAGUGUUCCUAUCAUUACAGGCUUAAUCAGCAUGCCUGUCAGCGAGGGAUUGGUGGUGGUCUGAGGUCAUCAGAGGUCAACAAAGGUCAUACAUCUACACCCAUGCCAAGCUUAUUUUCCCUUUUUGAUGUGAAUUUCUCUCAGUGAAGAAACAUUUUGUGAAUUGUAAAAUUGUACUUUUAUUCCAUGAUGGAAAUAUUAAAUGACAUUCAAAGAACUGUUUAUGUGCAAUGAUAAAAUAUUGAGAUACUGAAUAUGUAAUAUUUAUUGUUUUAAGGGUGAAUGUAAUCUUACCUUAUUAUUUUGAGUGACGAAAAAUGAUUUUUGUUGUUUUUUUAUAGUUUUUUUUUUUCAGUAUUCCGUCCAUAUGACUAUUUUUUUGUUACUCUAUUGUGCGACAAAAAA
Messenger RNA from Saccostrea cuccullata (small rock oyster), 782 nucleotides. Its product is annotated as Bardet-Biedl syndrome 1 protein-like. Gene Ontology annotation, cellular component: centrosome; BBSome; axoneme. The coding region runs from base 1 to 441 and encodes 146 amino acids. The transcript is spliced from 4 exons. NCBI's taxonomy places the organism in Eukaryota, Metazoa, Mollusca, Bivalvia, Ostreida, Ostreidae. Gene Ontology annotation, molecular function: patched binding; smoothened binding. The record is from RefSeq and is a predicted model, not a curated record. Gene Ontology annotation, biological process: protein localization to cilium; non-motile cilium assembly.